This is a messenger RNA of Fukomys damarensis (Damara mole-rat), 2704 nucleotides long. It is a transcript of the gene Enpp3, whose product is annotated as ectonucleotide pyrophosphatase/phosphodiesterase 3. Gene Ontology annotation, molecular function: nucleic acid binding; nucleoside triphosphate diphosphatase activity; metal ion binding. The record is from RefSeq and is a predicted model, not a curated record. Lineage: Eukaryota; Metazoa; Chordata; Mammalia; Rodentia; Bathyergidae. The coding region runs from base 86 to 2704 and encodes 872 amino acids. Gene Ontology annotation, biological process: nucleoside triphosphate catabolic process. The transcript has 26 exons.
UGCAGCUGGAGCAGUUCCUUCUGCGGAGAGGAGGAGAGCCAGAGCCGCUGUCUUCCUGCCAAACUGGUCUGUGCAGGGCCGGACAAUGGAUUCUCAGCAGACGCUGGUCCUGGAGCAGCCUGUUGGCAAGGACAGCGCCAAGCGGUACAAGCGGAUCUGCGCGGUUCUUCUGGCUUUGCUGGUGAUUGUGACGCUUGGAUUAGGCUUGGGGCUUGGACUGAGAAAACCAGAAGAGCAAGGUAGCUGCGUCUUUCCUUGCUUUUCUUCUUCUUUCACAGGCUGCCGCUGCGACGCGGGCUGCGAAAGCCGGCGCGACUGCUGCUGGGACUUUGACAAGAGCUGCGUGGAACCAACUCGAAUAUGGACCUGCAACCUGUUCCGCUGCGGUGAGAGGCGCCUGGAACGCAGCCUGUGCUCAUGCGCAGACGACUGCACGCAGCGCGGGGACUGCUGUGCUGACUACCGGAGCACAUGCCAAGGAGCGACCCCCUGGGUGAGAGAAGCCUGCACCACCGCCCAGCAGCCGCAGUGUCCCAAGGGGUUCGAUCGGCCCCCGGUAAUCUUGUUCUCCAUGGAUGGCUUCCGAGCGGAGUACCUGGACACGUGGGGCCUUCUGCUCCCCAACAUCCACAAGCUGAAAACAUGUGGAAUUCAUUCAAAAUACAUGAGAGCUGUGUAUCCCACCAAGACCUUCCCAAAUCAUUACACCAUUGUCACGGGGCUGUAUCCGGAAUCCCAUGGCAUCAUCGACAAUAACAUGUACGACGUGAACCUCAACAAGAAUUUCUCGCUGUCCUCAAAGGAGAAGUACAACCCCGCCUGGUGGGGCGGGCAGCCGAUCUGGCUAACAGCGAUGUACCAAGGGUUAAAAGCUGCCUCCUACUACUGGCCUGGAUCUGAUGUGGCCGUCAAUGGUUCCUUUCCUACCCUGUACAGGAAUUACAACGGCUCUGUCCCCUACGAGGAGAGGAUCUCCACGCUGCUCAAGUGGCUGGACCUGCCCGAGGCAGAGAGGCCCAGCUUCUACACCAUCUACGUGGAGGAACCUGACUCCGCUGGCCACAGCAGUGGGCCCGUCAGCGCCCGCGUGAUCCAAGCCCUGCAGCUGGUGGACGGGGCCUUCGGGAUGCUGAUGGAGGGGCUGGCGCAGCGGAACCUGCACACCUGCGUCAACCUGGUCCUGCUGGCCGACCACGGAAUGGACCAGACCUCCUGUGACAAGGUGGAGUACAUGUCGGAUUACUUCCCCGAGAUCAACUUCUACAUGUACCAGGGCGCCGCUCCCCGGAUCCGGGCUCGGAACCUCCCGCAGGACUUCCACAGCUUUAAUUCUGAAGAGAUUGUCAGAAACCUCAGUUGCCGAAGACCUAACCAGCACUUCAAGGCUUACCUGAGCCCGGACCUGCCCAAGCGCCUGCACUUCGCCAGGAACGUGCGCAUCGACCGGGCGCAGCUGCUACUGCAGCCCCAGUGGCUGGCGGCCAGGACCCAGGGAAGCACGUCGUGCGGAGGCGGCACCCACGGGUACGACAACGACUUUAGAAGCAUGGAGGCUAUCUUUUUGGCACAUGGACCCAGUUUUAAAGAGAAAAUGGAAGUUGAACCAUUUGAAAAUAUUGAAGUCUAUAAUUUAAUGUGUGAUCUUCUACAUAUUCAGCCUGCACCGAACAAUGGUACUCAUGGUAGCCUGAACCAUCUUCUGAAGGUGCCUUUCUACGAGCCGUCCCAUCCCAAGGAAGUGGCCAAGUUGUCUGUUUGUGGCUUUAUUGCUUCGCUGCCCACGGACACCCUCGACUGUUCCUGCCCUCAGCUGCAAAAUAAUUCUCAGCUAGAACAUGUCAACCAGAUGCUAAAUCUCACUCCAGAAGAAAUAACGGCGACAACGAAAGCCAAUCUGCCAUUUGGGAGGCCCAGGGUCAUGCAGGAGAACCAGGACCACUGUCUUCUGUACCACAGAGAGUACAUCAGUGGGUUUGCAAAAGCGCUGAGGAUGCCCCUGUGGAGUUCAUACGCGGUGGUCCCCACGCCGGGAGACACAUCGGCUCUUCCACCCACUCUCCCAGACUGUCUGCGGGCUGAUGUCAGGGUUGCUCCCUCCGAGAGCCAAAAGUGUUCCCUCUACUUAACAGACAGGAAUGUCACCCACGGCUUCCUCUACCCGCCGGCCAAUAGUAAAACUGCCGAUGGUCAAUAUGAUGCUUUAAUUACGAGUAAUUUGGUCCCUAUGUAUGAAGAGUUCAAAAAAAUGUGGGACUACUUCCAUAAUGUUCUUCUUGUAAAAUAUGCCGUGGAGAGAAAUGGAAUCAAUGUGGUCAGUGGACCGAUAUUUGAUUAUAAUUAUGAUGGCCAUUUGGAUUCUCCGAGUGAAAUUACAGAACACGUGGGCGGCAGCAGCGUCCCCAUCCCCACGCACUACUUCGUGGUGCUGACGAGCUGUAAGGACAGCAGCGCCGCGCCCGCCAGCUGCCCCGGACUGCUGGAUGUCCUGCCCUUCAUCAUCCCUCACCGGCCCACCAAUUUAGAGAGCUGCCCGGGAAAUAAGACUGAAGACCUCUGGGUUGAAGAACGAUUUAAAGCACACGUUGCCCGUGUUCGUGACGUAGAACUUCUUACCGGUCUUGACUUUUAUCAGGAAAAAGCACAGCCUGUCUCUGAAAUUUUACAACUGAAGACAUAUUUACCCACGUUUCAAACUAUUAUUUAA